This is a messenger RNA of Phyllostomus hastatus (greater spear-nosed bat), 195 nucleotides long. RefSeq names its product 60S ribosomal protein L28-like. Gene Ontology annotation, biological process: translation. Lineage: Eukaryota; Metazoa; Chordata; Mammalia; Chiroptera; Phyllostomidae. Gene Ontology annotation, cellular component: cytosolic large ribosomal subunit; ribosome. The transcript has a single exon. Gene Ontology annotation, molecular function: structural constituent of ribosome. The record is from RefSeq and is a predicted model, not a curated record. Bases 1 to 195 code for a protein of 64 amino acids.
AUGUCUGCCCACCUACAAUGGACGGUCACACAAAACUGCUCCAGCUUCCCGAUCAAGAGGAACAGGCAGGCGUACGACACGAAACCCAAUAAUCUGAAGGCCCACAACUCCUUCUGCUACAGCAGGCUGAUUCGCCACACGACGGCGGGCAUGGAGCCAGCGGCCAGUGGCACAGAUGUGUGGUGGUCGUCGUGA